Penicillium macrosclerotiorum is the source of this 2142-nucleotide messenger RNA. Its product is annotated as protein phosphatase 2A regulatory subunit RTS1. Gene Ontology annotation, biological process: signal transduction. Gene Ontology annotation, cellular component: protein phosphatase type 2A complex. Gene Ontology annotation, molecular function: protein phosphatase regulator activity. The record is from RefSeq and is a predicted model, not a curated record. The coding region runs from base 1 to 2142 and encodes 713 amino acids. Lineage: Eukaryota; Fungi; Ascomycota; Eurotiomycetes; Eurotiales; Aspergillaceae. The transcript has 8 exons.
AUGAAGGGAUUCAGACAGAGAGUGCACGAGCAGUUGUCGCGGGCCAAGGACGCCAACAAGUCCUCGAAGAAGAAAGACCCCUCUCACGCAUCGCAAAACCAAACCUCUCUCGGAAUUCACCAGACACAGCAGUCGGCUUCGCCAAACCAGGGCACCCCGACAUCAUCUACAACCUCCUUGAAUGAUGCACGAGGCAAAUCGCCGGACAAUAGCUCGCCAGCCGGCACUCCGUCGACUGGUGCCGUGCCCGGGGCGCCAGCCCAACAUUAUAUACCUUCGGGAGCCGGGGUCGCGGGUCAGCCCGUGAGCAAUGGCCCGGGUACCCCGACAAGGCAGGGCCAGCCAGUAGCCCCCAGUGUGAUCAUUAGUCCCAGUGCGCCGGCUGACCGAUACUUUUCUGUGCAUACAGCAUGCGCCUCCCCCGGUGCCGCCGAGACGAUGCCCGGAGAUCUGGCACCUCCGAGGAAAUCCCACGUCUUCGAUCGCCUGCAAACCACCCCAAAAGAUAUGUCGGAGGGUAUCCGCACCCCGAAGCGCCAGCACUCCUCGCGAUUCGACAUUUCGGAUCAGCGUCAACGAGAACUGGAGAAGUUGCCGGGCUUCCACGAAGUGGCUCCCAACCGGCGCCAGGAUCUCUUCAUGCAGAAGAUUGACCAGUGCAACAUUAUUUUCGAUUUCAAUGACCCCACUGCCGACAUGAAGUCCAAGGAGAUCAAGAGGCUGGCUCUCCACGAGCUCUUAGAUUACGUUGCCAAUAACCGAUCUGUAAUCACAGAGCCCAUGUACCCUCGUGUCGUGGAAAUGUUUGCGAAGAAUCUCUUUCGCCCGAUCCCCCCGCCUAUGACACCACAGGGUGAAGCGUUCGACCCCGAGGAAGACGAGCCUGUCCUCGAGGUGGCCUGGCCCCACAUCCAAGUUGUUUACGAGUUCUUCCUUCGAUUUAUUGAGAGCCAAGACUUCAACACCAAUAUCGCAAAGGCUUAUAUCGAUCAUCAAUUUGUCCUCCAGUUGCUGGACCUCUUUGACUCGGAAGACCCUCGGGAGCGUGAUUUUCUGAAAACUACCUUGCAUCGUAUUUACGGCAAAUUUUUGAAUCUGCGUUCCUACAUUCGGCGAUCUAUCAACAACGUCUUCUUCCAGUUCAUGUAUGAAACAGAGCGACACAACGGUAUUGCUGAAUUGCUGGAGAUCUUGGGUUCAAUCAUCAACGGAUUUGCCCUGCCGCUUAAGGAGGAGCACAAGUUGUUCUUGACUCGCGUUUUACUGCCCAUGCACAAGGUGAAGAGUCUGAGCAUGUAUCACCCUCAAUUAGCUUACUGCAUUGUCCAGUUCCUGGAGAAGGAUUCUAGCUUGACCGAAGACGUUGUUCUUGGAUUGUUGCGUUAUUGGCCGAAGACAAAUAGCACCAAAGAAGUGAUGUAUCUGAACGAGGUUGAGGACAUCUUCGAGGUUAUGGACCCCGGAGAGUUUGCAAAGGUCCAAGAGCCUCUUUUCCAUCAGCUGGCUAAAUCGGUAGCCAGUCCACAUUUCCAGGUUGCCGAACGUGCUCUUUACUUCUGGAACAACGAGUACUUUUGUAACCUUGUCAGCGACAACGUGGAAACAAUCCUUCCAAUCAUGUUUGCUCCUCUCUAUGAGAAUUCGAAGGGGCACUGGAACCGGACUAUCCACAGCAUGGUGUACAAUGCCAUGAAGAUGUUUAUGGAGAUCAACCCACAGCUAUUCGAUGAGUGUUCUCACGAAUAUACCGAGCACCAAAACAGCGCCGAUCAACGGGAGAAGACACGCCAAGAUCGAUGGGAUCUGAUUGAACAACAGGCGACGAUGAGGAAGAAUGGUGCUCCGCCUCCUCCUGCACCCACUCUCAACGUGCCGGAGCCGAUUGACGAAGUGGAGGCCAUGACCAACGAAAGUCAGAAGCGUUUGAACACUCUGAAGCUCCAAGAGGAAACCGAGGUAUCCAAGGAGCGGCCUGCGCGGGAGGGAACCCCAACUUCGACACGACGCCGUGGCUCCAUUCGCGGUACCCGGAGACGACGGAGUGGCAGCGGUAGCGAGAUUCGCCCGCGACGACGCUCGGUUGGCAGUGGUACCAGCGUGACCAAUGUACAGAUCCUGCAUCGAAGCAAUUCGACCAAAUGA